UUCAUGCGAAGUGCAACGACAGCUCCGAAGGUAUCGUACUAUGACUACAUAAUAAUCGGUGGGGGCACAGCUGGGUGCCCCUUGGCGGCGACGCUGUCCCAAAGUUACAGGGUGCUCCUCCUUGAACGCGGUGGCUCCCCUUAUGGCAACCCUAACAUCACCAACUUGGCUUCCUUCGGUGUCCCUCUCUCCGAUACUUCCCCUGCUUCUCCCGCACAACGCUUCAUCUCCCAAGACGGCGUUAUCAACUCCAGAGCCCGAGUUCUCGGCGGCGGAACCUGUCUGAAUGCCGGCUUCUAUACUCGUGCUAGCCCUCUCUAUGUUAGGGAUGCUGGUUGGGACGGAAGGGCGGUGAACGAGUCGUAUGAAUGGGUGGAGCGUUUGGUGGCGUUUGAGCCGGUGAUGCGACAGUGGCAGUCGGCGGUUCGGGAUGGAUUGCGGGAGAUCGGAGUGCUUCCUUACAAUGGCUUCACUUACGAUCACAUGGAAGGCACCAAAGUUGGUGGUACCAUUUUUGACCAACGAGGUCACAGGCACACUGCCGCUGAUCUCCUUCAAUAUGCUAAUUCCACCAGUAUCACUGUGCUUUUGCAUGCCACCGUCCACCGCAUCUCGUUCAGAGUUCAAGGAGGAUCAAGACCAGUGGCCCGAGGGGUGUUGUUUAGGGAUGCGUCGGGGGGGUUGCAUGGGGCCUACCUGAGAGACGGGCCGAGGAAUGAGAUCAUUGUGUCCGCUGGUGCCCUAGGAAGCCCACAACUUCUGAUGUUGAGUGGUAUAGGCCCAAAAGCCCACCUCAGGACCCACAACAUCAGCGUAGUAUUGGACCAACCCUUGGUGGGCCAAGGCAUGUCAGAUAACCCCAUGAACGCCAUAUUUGUCCCGUCGCCUAUCCCCGUGGAGGUCUCCCUUAUUCAGGUGGUCGGCAUCACCCACUCCGGCAGCUACAUCGAAGCCGCCAGCGGCGAAAACUUCGGCCGCGGAGACCCCAGAAACUAUGGCAUGUUUUCACCCAAAAUUGGUCAAUUCUCGAAAGUGCCGCCGAAGGAAAGGACCCCAGAGGCCCUAGCAAAGGCAGCACGGCUGAUGGACAGUCUUGAGGAGGCAGAGUUAAGAGGCGGGUUCAUUCUGGAGAAAAUAAUGGGCCCAAUUUCAACAGGGUAUUUGGAGCUCCGAACCCGCAAUGUAAACGAUAACCCGUUGGUGACGUUCAACUACUUUCAGGAGCCACGAGACUUGGAGAGAUGUGUGGAAGGCGUGAGAAUGAUCGAGAGAGUGAUAGAAUCGAAGGCAUUGUCGCCGUUCACAUACCAUAAUAUGCCCCAAGAGUUGCUGGCUAACCUGAGCUCAAGAUGGCCGGCGAAUUUAUUGCCGAAGCACGUGAACUCGGCGACGCCAUUGGAGGAGUUUUGCCGGAACACAGUGAUGACGAUAUGGCAUUAUCAUGGAGGGUGCCAAGUAGGGAGGGUUGUCGAUCGCGAUUAUAAGGUUAUCGGGGUUGACUCUUUGCGUGUUAUUGAUGGUUCCACGUUUAAUUAUUCGCCGGGAACUAAUCCUCAAGCCACCGUUAUGAUGCUUGGGAGGUAUAUGGGGCUCAAAAUGUUGACGCAGAGACUAGCUGCUGAGUGAUUAGUGACGAUGUUGAUUUUGAUUCUGUUAUUUCAGGACGACCAGGUUUUAUCAGUGAGAAUUAUGGACAUCGAUUACUUUACAAAUAAAUGUAAAAAAGGCUUUUACUGUAACAAU
This is a messenger RNA of Neltuma alba, 1743 nucleotides long. RefSeq names its product protein HOTHEAD-like. The record is from RefSeq and is a predicted model, not a curated record. The coding region runs from base 4 to 1626 and encodes 540 amino acids. Gene Ontology annotation, molecular function: oxidoreductase activity, acting on CH-OH group of donors; flavin adenine dinucleotide binding. The transcript has 5 exons. NCBI's taxonomy places the organism in Eukaryota, Viridiplantae, Streptophyta, Magnoliopsida, Fabales, Fabaceae.